This is a messenger RNA of Microsporum canis CBS 113480, 1572 nucleotides long. Its product is annotated as NOT2 family protein. The transcript has 6 exons. Lineage: Eukaryota; Fungi; Ascomycota; Eurotiomycetes; Onygenales; Arthrodermataceae. Gene Ontology annotation, biological process: nuclear-transcribed mRNA poly(A) tail shortening; regulation of DNA-templated transcription. Gene Ontology annotation, cellular component: CCR4-NOT core complex; P-body. Bases 1 to 1572 code for a protein of 523 amino acids. The record is from RefSeq and is a predicted model, not a curated record.
AUGGGAGGGACAUCAGGACUGCAGAACAGCCAGCAGAGGACGGUGAACCCCAUGGGCUCAUUUGCACAGAGUGUUGGCGGAUCACAGCCCGCUGCUCCUCUUGACCUAUCGCCGUUUUCUCUCUUUACUUUUCCUUCUCUUUUCUUCAACCUCCAGCUUUCAAGCACACUACUCUCCCCCUUAUUGCUGGUUGUUGAUAUCCUCACCAUGAGGGCAGAUACCAAAUUCGGCCAUUCCGGGCGUACCUACAAGGAUCUCAGGCAAGAUGCCGUGCUGACUCUCGAUCUCUCGUCUCUUAGCGAAUUUCCCUCUCUCUCCAGCGGACCGCAGAACGCGACUCCAACACCCGGGCAAGCUAUCUGGGGCAACGCAGGCCAGCGUACCAUUCAGCAGAGUCUUGGACAGAGACAGCCACAGGCUCCUGUUCCCCCUCAAGCUCCCUCGCGGGAAUCACAGCUCCAAGCUCAGCAGUCUCAAUCUCAGUCCCACGACGAUCAGUUCCCCUCAACAACGCAGUUUGUCACGCAGCUUGAUGACUUCCGAAACGGCGUCCAGGCCAUGGGCCAAAUGCCAAGUGGAAACCAACCACAAGCUGGUAAUGUCGACGACUUUCCACCUCUGAGCAAACAGUCUGAUCAAGGCGGGGCAGUUGCGAAUUAUGCUGGUUCUAUGGGAUUUACUGGGUUUUCUGCCCAGACGCGUUCUUCUCUUGGAAACCAACAAGACACAAGUAGAAUUGCGUCUCCUGCCGGUGCUGGUGCACCUGGCACUUCAGGACUGCGAUUACCGGCUGGCCAAAACCAAAAUGGUAUAAUUGGGCAAGAUCACGAGGACAACGCUCAAUCAUCCAUGAUGAACCAACGCGGCAUGGAGCAGAUGCAGCAGAACCAGGGCCAGAUUCAACCAUCGCGUCAGCAACAGCCGUCACAGGCAGAUAACGAGAAUCAUGAUCCUUCACGAGCCGGCCAGACGGCCGAGCAGACAUCCCUUUCCCAGAUGAGCGAACAUGACCGAUUUGGUCUAGCCGGUCUUUUGCGCAUGAUCCACAGCGAUAGCCCAGACGUUGCCAGCCUUGCAAUCGGUCAAGAUCUAAUGAGCCUGGGAUUGGAUCUUAACCAGCCAGAACCCCUGCACCAAACAUUUGCAUCACCAUUCAUUUCAUCCAACGUGUCAGUUCCGUUACGCCCGGACUUUACGCUUCCUGCAUGCUAUAAUGUAGCCAAUGUCCAGCCUCUGCAGAGCCGUAUACCCAGCUUCAGUGAUGAGACCUUGUUCUACAUAUUCUACAGCAUGCCACGUGAUAUCAUGCAAGAACUAGUCGCAGAAGAGUUGAUGGGGAGAAAAUGGCGAUACCACAAGGUCGAACGUGCGUGGCUGACCCGCGACGACAGCUACCCGAGCCCCGUUGAGGUGGAGAGGGGCAUCAGCGAGCGUGGUGUCUACCUGUGGUGGGAUACCAGCACCUGGAAGAAGGUUAGACGCGAGUUCAUUCUCCGAUAUGCUGAUCUGGACAACCGCCUUGAUCCCGGCAGGAACUUUCUGCGAGGCAUGCCUUUCCCCCAGGCGACUUGA